This is a messenger RNA of Exserohilum turcica Et28A, 1581 nucleotides long. RefSeq lists its product as uncharacterized. The record is from RefSeq and is a predicted model, not a curated record. Gene Ontology annotation, molecular function: heme binding; oxidoreductase activity, acting on paired donors, with incorporation or reduction of molecular oxygen; iron ion binding. Lineage: Eukaryota; Fungi; Ascomycota; Dothideomycetes; Pleosporales; Pleosporaceae. The transcript has 2 exons. The coding region runs from base 1 to 1581 and encodes 526 amino acids.
AUGCUUUCCCUUCUUGUUGUCUUGCUGGGGCUUCUUUUGGGAUUUCAACUUUGGAAAAAGCUGUGGGGAAACCACGCAAGUCUCCAACCUGGCCCCAAACCACUGCCCAUUAUUGGCAAUUUGAAAGAUCUACCUCCAAGCGAUGCACCCGAGUAUCAGCAUUGGCUCAAGUUCAAGGACCUUUACGGCCCUGUGAGCUCCGUAACGUUGCUUGGCCAGCCAAUCAUUCUUCUUCACGACCGUGACGCAAUUCGCGAUCUCUUGGUGCGAUCGGCAAAGAUCACCUCGUCUCGACCUUCGUUUGCAUUUGCCGACAUGUGCGGGUUUGGAGCGCUGCUAAACCUUCUGCCAUACAAUUCCACAUACCGCCUACACCGCCAGAUGAUCUCCAAGCGUUUUGGUACCAAGACGGUAGCAGAGCGUUUCAAGGACGCUGAAUCCAUAGAGUCGCACCGGUUCCUUUUGAAAGCGCUGGAUGACCCUGCCAAUUUGCUGGAGCAUGUUAAGUCUGAGGCGAGCGCCGUCAUUCUGCGCAUCACAUAUGGCUAUGCUAUAGCCCCACAAGGCUCUGACCCACUGGUCUCUUUGAUUGAGGAAACAAUGGACGCAUUUGGCCUCGCAUCUGACCUUCUGGCUUGGCCGGUCAAUGCUCUUCCGUUCCUCAAGCAUAUACCCGAAGGGCUUCCAGGCACGUCCUUCAAGAAGACGGCCCGGGAAUGGGGCCAGCUAGUGUACAAGACGCUCAACGUGCCCUACAAUUUUGUUAGACAGGAAAUGGCCAAGGGAACCCACAUUCCGUCAUACGUCUCGUCGCUCAUCGAGCAAGACAAGGAAGGCGAUGGUGAAGCAGUGGCAUUGGACGCAACCAAAGAAGACGUCAUCAAGAAGACUGCCGCUGUCAUGUAUGGCGGCGGAUCCGAUACCACUGUUGCCUCGAUUCAUGCAUUCAUUCUCGCCAUGAUACUAUUCCCAGACGUCCAGAAAAAGGCGCAAAAGGAAAUCGAUACUGUCAUUGGUAGCGAAAGACUGCCUCAGUUUGAAGACCGAGAUCGGCUGCCGUACGUCAACGCUGUAGUCAACGAAGUCUUUCGGUGGCAUCCUGUUGCACCACUAGCGGUGCCGCACAAGGUUGACGAAGAGACGAGCUACAAAGGUUAUCGGAUUCCAAAAGGAGCGUACAUUAUCGGGUCGGUCUGGUGGCUCUUGCAUGACCCCAAGGUCUAUUCAGACCCCUCUUCUUUUGACCCUGACCGGUUUCUGGAGCCUCGCAACGAGCCGGACCCCACUGACGCAAACUUUGGAUUCGGGCGUAGGACUUGCCCCGGUCGAUAUGUGGCCGACCAAACUCUUUUCAUUACUGUUGCUCGUGUACUGGCGGCGUUUGACCUUGGAAAGGCUGUUGACAAGGCUGGCAAAGAGAUUGAGCCGCAGAGAGUGGGCAGUCCUGGGCUGAUCAUGCGGGUGCACGACUUUCCAUUUGACAUCAAGCCCAGAAGCGAGCAGUAUGUGCGCCUCAUCCGGUCGUUUGAAACGGAGCACCCGCAGGAAUACCAUACAAUAGAGGGACUGGGUGAUGUAUAA